This is a messenger RNA of Gastrolobium bilobum, 3004 nucleotides long. Its product is annotated as protein BREAST CANCER SUSCEPTIBILITY 1 homolog. Bases 4 to 2997 code for a protein of 997 amino acids. NCBI's taxonomy places the organism in Eukaryota, Viridiplantae, Streptophyta, Magnoliopsida, Fabales, Fabaceae. The transcript has 13 exons. Gene Ontology annotation, cellular component: BRCA1-A complex; BRCA1-BARD1 complex; plasma membrane. The record is from RefSeq and is a predicted model, not a curated record. Gene Ontology annotation, molecular function: ubiquitin-protein transferase activity. Gene Ontology annotation, biological process: negative regulation of fatty acid biosynthetic process; double-strand break repair via homologous recombination; positive regulation of transcription by RNA polymerase II.
GAAAUGGGGGAUCUGGAGAGAAUGGGCAGAGAACUCAAAUGUCCCAUUUGUUUGAGUUUGAUCGAUUCUGCAGUUUCACUUACCUGCAAUCAUAUUUUCUGCAACUCAUGUAUUUUCAAGUCCAUGAAGUCUGCUUCUGCAUGUCCUGUCUGUAAAGUACCCUUCACUCGUAGAGAGGUUCGUCCUGCUCCUCACAUGGACAACUUGGUCAGCAUCUACAAAAGCAUGGAAGUUGCUUCGGGAAUUAGUAUGUUUGUCACUCAGAAUGAUCCUGCUACCAAGUUAUCAGAUGGAGAAAAACAAUGUGAAGGUGAUGCUGACUCUGGUAAGAAAGAAGCUGGUGGAACUCAUAAAAAUCAUGUACAGGAGAAAAAAAGUUUAAAGAGAAAGAAGUCAAGGAAGAAGAUUAAUACCAGCAUGAAAAACUCCGGUUCUGAUUUUGCAAAACCUUCUUUUCCAGCAAAGAAAAGGGUUCAGGUGCCACAAAAUCUUCUUUCAGAAACUCCAUUAAAAAAUUUGAAGUUUGGAAACUCUCCUAGCGCAAUUAUCAAAGAGGGAACAGAAAAGGUUUCAGUCAUGGCAAAUGAAAGUAAUAAAGAUGAUCAUAUUCGUUCGCCUUUCUUUUGGUUAAGAGAGGAGGAAGAUGGUGAAAAGUUAAGUCAGCACAUUAAUGAGGAUCAACUUAUUGAUGGCUCAACACCAAUCCCUCCUUCAUUCAGUGAUCUCAAGGACUCUGAUGAUGAAAACCCUUCGAAAGCAGCUCCUUCAGAUGAGGUGCAAAAUAAAGCCUCUGCUGAUUUAUUUGAUAGUGAGAUGUUUGAAUGGACACAAAGGCCUUGCUCUCCUGAAUUAUUUUCAAGUCCCUUCAGAAUGCAGGUUGUAGAUGCUGGUGAGAUUGAUGAAAAUCAUGAGGAAUUGGUAGCAGACUCACAGGAGCUGAAAACAAAUCAGUCAAGUGCUUUUGCCGACAAAGGAAAAACUGAGAAUCCUAAAGAAGGAAAUAGAUUGGCCGAUGUGUUUCCACCGAGUGUGUUCUCUCCACAAAUUAUAAGUUAUGAUGAUCUAAAUGGAAUACAAAAGUCUACAAAGAGAAGGAGGAAGGCUAGUGAAAAAGCUAGGCAAGAGCAGAUUGUGGAACAAAAUGAUCCAAUUGAUGGAAUGAAUGUUGAUUUAAAUAUCUCAUUAAGAGGCAAUCAGGAGCAAGCACGGGAUUAUAAGCACAAAUCUUCUAAUCUGGGGAAGACUAAUAGAAGGGGCAAGAGGGUUUGUUUCAAUACCAGUAAAAAUCUAACACCUCAAACUGCUUGUACAGUCUCCAAUGUAUUAGGAGUUCUGAGCAAUGAUGAAGUGAAUAUGGCUAAGAAUUCACAUACUUCACCAUGUAAACAAGAAAGUGGAAAGCAUUGUCCUCAGGACAUUGCUGGAAAAAGUCAGAUAAAUAGAUCUGGAAAACAAAAGCUGGAUUAUGUGCAGGAUGUAGCUAAAGAUUUAUCUUCAAUGCAAGACCAAGCUAAUGAGUUUGCUGGUUCUACUUCAUCCUUUUUGAGUCUGCAGGCGAAUAAUGAUGUAAAGGCCUCCAAUAGCAGGCAAAGCAAAAACAAUUUUUCCAGAAAAUCUAUAUCUUGCAGCAGAGAAUUGAGGAGUACUAAAAUGCUGAAACUUUCUUCUGAUUGUAUCUCUACUACUAAAAAUAGUGAUGGAGUCCAACCUAAUGAAAGUCGUCAGCGAGGUCCUGAUGUCAGAGCAUUGAAUAAUCCAUCAAAAGAGAAACAUUGUCCAUUGGUGGAUGAACCUGUUUUAAGGAAAUGUGAGAGCCAUGUCAAAAUGUAUCAAUGUGCUUUCUGUCUGUCAUCAGAAGAAUCAAAGGUUUCUGGACCGAUGGUGCAUUACUUUGAAGGGAAACCUGUAAUUGCAGAUUAUGAAGGAGGAUCUAAAGUCACACAUUGUCACAGGAACUGCACGGAAUGGGCGCCCAAUGUAUAUUUUGAAGAUGAUAAUGCAAUUAAUCUUGAAGCUGAAAUAAACAGAAGUAGGAGAAUCAAAUGUAGCUUUUGUGGACUUAAAGGGGCUGCACUCGGUUGUUAUGAUAAAAGCUGUCGCAGGAGCUUUCAUGUUCCUUGCGCCAAGUUGACUUCUCAAUGUCGAUGGGAUAUGGAAAACUUCGUCAUGUUAUGCCCUAUACAUGCUUCCUCCAUCUUGCCCUGUGAAAGUUCAGUAUCCCAAGAAAGGAGCAAGAAAUGCACAGUUAGAGAGGUUAAAAGCGGUGGUCGGAAACAUGAGACUACAAGCCAAAAUCGAACUGUUGAUGGAUCAUACAAGAAAAUUGUACUAUGUUGUUCAGCUCUAUCCGUACAGGAGAGGGAUGUUGUUUCAGAAUUUAAAAGAGUAUCCAAGGUUACAGUUCUGAAAAAUUGGGAUUCAAGCGUAACCCAUGUUAUAGCAUCAAUAGAUGAAAAUGGCGCAUGCAGAAGAACCCUGAAAGUAUUGCUGGGCAUCCUGGAGGGGAAGUGGAUUCUCAAUAUUGAGUGGAUCAGAGCUUGCUUGAAAGAAACGAAACCUGUUGAUGAGGAGCAUUAUGAAAUAAAUGUUGACAUUCAUGGAAUCAGGGACGGUCCUCGCGUUGGACGACUAAGAGCAUUGAACAAGCAACCGAAGCUUUUUGAUGGUUACAAGUUCUAUUUUAUGGGGGAUUUUAAACCAUCAUAUAAGAGCUAUCUGCAAGACCUUGUGAUUGCUGCUGGAGGGAUAAUUCUGCAUAGAAAACCAGUGUCUGGUGACCCAGAAGCAAUGUCGCCUGAUAUGCAUCCAUACCAAACACUCAUAAUUUACAGCCUUGAGCUUCCUGAUAAAUGCAAUCCUUUAAAAACAGAUACGAUUUUCAGCCAAAGGCAACGUGAUGCGGAGGUUCUGGCAAGUUCUACCGGUUCAAAGGUUGCAAGUAAUACAUGGAUUCUGAAUUCAAUUGCAGCCUGCAAGCUGCAAAGCCAUCCUCAAUAAAAUGUUC